This is a messenger RNA of Nerophis lumbriciformis (worm pipefish), 528 nucleotides long. The record is from RefSeq and is a predicted model, not a curated record. Lineage: Eukaryota; Metazoa; Chordata; Actinopteri; Syngnathiformes; Syngnathidae.
AUGGUAAAUCCGAGCGACGAAGCCUCCGAAGGACAAAAUGUGAAGGAAGACGAAAAGGAGAAGACGUCAGAUACGAUUGAUGCUGUUGAGGAAGAAGAGGAUGUGGAGGCUUUAACUCAUGCUGACGUUAUGGAUUUAUUUGAGGAAGGACUCGCCCGCCUCGUACAAGAUCCUUUACUCUGCGAUCUUCCCAUUCAGGUGACGUUGGAGGAAAUCAAUUCCCAGAUUGCACUAGAGUACGGCCAAGCAAUGACUGUGAAAGUUUUAAAAGCCGACGGAGAAAUAAUGCCCAUCGUAGUGGUGCAAGACGCCAACGUGCUGGACCUGAAAAAAGCCAUCCGCAGGUUCGUGACACUCAAGCAGCAACGUGAAGGUGGCGUGAGGCACAUCAGCUGGAGAUACAUUUGGAGGAAUUACACUCUAAUGUUUCAAGGGGAGAAGUUAGAAGAUGAUCGCAUGAGGCUGAAAGAUUACGGAAUCAGGAACAGAGACGAGGUGACGUUCAUCAAGAGGCUCAGGAGGAAGUGA